This is a messenger RNA of Trametes versicolor FP-101664 SS1, 627 nucleotides long. RefSeq lists its product as uncharacterized. The transcript is spliced from 3 exons. NCBI's taxonomy places the organism in Eukaryota, Fungi, Basidiomycota, Agaricomycetes, Polyporales, Polyporaceae. The record is from RefSeq and is a predicted model, not a curated record. The coding region runs from base 1 to 627 and encodes 208 amino acids.
AUGGCCACGAGGAACCCCAAAGCGACGACCUCCGCAAAUAAAUUCAAAGACCCCGAGACCACGCCAACUUCGCCGAGGCGGCCUCUUCCCGGGCUGCGCGUAUACUCGAACCCACGAACGCCCACAAGAACAAACUCCUUCGAGGAGAUGGAAGUGACGUCGCUCCCAGACCCGCGCACCCCGGAACAUUCUCACCUAGAUUUCCAGCACGUCUGGAACGAGACCUAUCUGGAGAUAUCGUUGGACGCCGUGGAUCGCUUCGUGCCCGAGCUGGAGGCUACCCUCACGCGCGCCGGCCAGCAUUCGGAUUUUGUCAGGUUUUGGCACAUGCUGCGGGACAACACUUUUGAAGGAACAGUGUCCAUGGACACGCUCUUGGACGAAGGGUGCAAGCUGUUUGGACGCGACGCCGAGCUUGUGCAGUUGUUCAACGGUAUCUUGCCGCCUGGAGGGAGGAUGGACCAAACACCCUGGGAGGAAAAAGGUCCCCCACCCAGUUAUCCCGUCGUCUUCAUGGUCGGCGUGACAGAUGCCGAUGCCGAUGCCGCAGCCAAGAUCAUCGUACCCGUGGAAGCUUCCGUCCCGGAGAUAUGCAUGCGACAGGACGUUUGGGCCGCGACAGGAUAG